CCCCUGUCAUGUUGAAGUUGUGUACUUAAAUGCUGUUUUCGGUAUAUAUUCAUUGUUUAAGAUUGGUAGUAUGUCUCUUUUAAGAUUUUACUCAUGUGUUAGUAUUGUGUUCACCAGCCAGCUGGAAACAAGCUAGAUCAUGUAUAGUGGAGUGUAAUGGGAGGAGGCAGUAGAAAAAAGUAUCUGACAGGAUAUAAAUGAUCUCGCAGCAUCACAAACCAUCAGACUUACAGCUCCAGUUGGAAGUCAAGAAGCCUCACACGCAACUCAGCUGAUCUACACAACUUCACCAGGUUGGAGAAAUGGCCUCAGAUACCAUGACGGUUGCUGCUCUGGGUCGAUCAUUCACCCUAGGAAUGCUCUAUGAUGCUCGAAAAGAUCAGCUGAUCCCAGGUUUGACCUUGUGGGAUGAUAAAAAUGAGAAAAUAGUUGAAAGCUCUCAGCACAGCAGUGCAUUUGAAAUUUCUGCAUCUGACUCCAUUGAAUCCAAGUCCUCUCUGCUGGAUGUUGGUGCUUCUCUGAAGGCCAGUUUCCUGGGUGGACUGAUUGAAGUUGGAGGAUCUGCCAAGUAUCUGAAUGAUAAGAAGAAAUUCAAGAAUCAGAGCAGAGUGACGCUUCAGUACAAAGCUACCACCAGCUUCAAACAGUUGUCAAUGAUUAACCAUUUAACCAUGAGUUCCCAACAGACAGAUAUUAUUGAGAAGGGCUCUGCAACUCAUGUAGUCACAGGCAUCCUUUAUGGAGCAAACGCUUUCUUUGUGUUUGACAGUGAGAAGUUAGACGCCAGCAGCGUUCAGAACAUCGAGGGCAAAAUGGAAGCUGUGAUAAAGAAGAUCCCCUCAUUUAAUAUUGAGGGGAAAGUUGAACUCAAGCUGAAUGAUGAAGAAAAAACCCUGACUGAGAAAUUCUCCUGCAAAUUCUACGGAGACUUCAUUCUCGAAAGCAACCCAGCAACAUUUGUAGAUGCAGUGAAGACCUAUGUACAACUUCCAAAGCUGCUGGGAGAAAAGGGAGAAAACAGUGUUCCAGUGACGGUCACUCUGAUGCCACUGAAGAAUUUAGUUCCCAAAGCUCCUGAGCUGAUGAGUGGGAUCAGUGCUGGACUUGUAAGAAAGGCUGAAAAUGCUCUGGAGGACCUGAAUCAGAAGGAAGAAGGAUGCAAUGAUUUGCUGGAGGACAAAGUAGUGAAAGAUUUUCCUCAAAUCAAUGAAAAGUUGAGCAGUUUCCAAAAACUGUGUCAUUAUUAUGCAUCUAACCUCAGACGGACCAUGGAGAAGAAAAUUCCCUCCAUCCGUGAAGGUAAAGAAGACGAGAGCUCAGCAAAACAACUAUUUGAAGACAGAGACAAGUCACCGUUCAGCCAUGAGAAACUAACCAAGUGGAUGGAGCAUAAAGAGAGAGAAAUCAACAUCAUCAGGUCCUGUGUAGAGAUGAUGGAGGGAACAAAGAUCGUCCGAAAUCAGUCAAAGUUGGACAGAGAGGUUCUUGGUGUGGAGGAUGCUCUGUGCUUUGUUUUCACCUCCCUGGAGAGUGCUGACCCCUGCCUUGAUGAGAUGAUCAAAUACUUGGAUUCACUUGAGUUAGAAUGUACCCAUAAAGACCAGUGGUACUUCUCAGGUGAAGUUUUCACCAAAAUGACAAAUAAAGCCAAUGUUUUCCAGGAUCUUGCCAAAGCACUGAAGAACAACAGCCGAUUCCGUUUCCUCAUAGCAGCUAUUGAAAAUAAGAAACACACAGGAGCAACCAUCUACCAUUACAGGAAGGGCAUUCUGGUCUCUGAUGACUUUUCAAAGCCUGACCCCCCUCCUGUGGAGACUAUUACAGACAGAAGAGAUCUGCUGUGGUAUGCCUGUGAUCUCACUCUGGACCCAGACACAGCACACAAACACCUCACUCUGUCUGAGGGGAACAAGAAGGCAACAAACGGAGCAAAGCAGUCGUAUCCUGACCUCCCGCAGAGAUUUGAUUAUUUCCAUCAGGUUCUGUGCAGAGAGGGGCUGACUGGGCGCUGCUACUGGGAGCUGGAGUGGUAUGCUGCUUACUCUGAUGGAGAUGUUGCUGUUGCAGUUACCUACAAAGGGCUGCCGAGGAAAGGAGCAAUUGACAGGUGCGCGUUUGGACACAAUAGCUUGUCCUGGAGUUUAGGCCAGAGCUGGUCUCCACCAAAUCCUGUUCUCACUGCAUGGCAUGAUGCUCGGUCCUGCAAUCCUCCUUUUCCUACUACUGGCUCCACCAGACUGGGAGUGUAUCUGGACUGGCCUGCUGGCACUCUGUCCUACUAUAAUGUCUCAGCUGACACACUGAGUCACCUCCACACCUUCCGCAACAAAUUCACUGAGCCAGUUUACCCAGGCUUCUAUAUUAAGAAUGAAUCCAGCAACAUGUUUCUGUGUCUGUAAUCUGCACCUCAUGAUUCACUUCAAGUUCAGUUUGAUUACAAAAUGAUUAUUUCACAUGUUGUUAUUGUGAAGAACAAUCAUGAUAGUAAUAUAACAAUUUAAUAUAAUGUGUCCUCUUUUUGGCAAUGCAAAAUAUCUAAACAAAAUGCAAAUUGAACUAAAUAUAGCUCUCCCAAUGAUCCAUAUUACCAUCAUUAUCAUUAUUGUUAUUAUUGUUGUUUAUUACUAUGACUCACAAAUCUCUUUGCUGAUUCGAUUCACUUUUUUCAUUUUAAAGAUUUGUAGUCACAGACUGUAGUUUGUACACAUCUUUCCUCAUCUAUGCUAAUAUGCAACAGGGAAACACAAAGCCAUGUUUCCAUGAAAGCUUCUUUGUGAUUUAUAUAAUUAGUAAAGCUGCAUGAACGUGACAGAAUUGAACAAAAAUAGGUUAGAUAAUUUUUUUUACCAUUCUGUUCAUUAAGUGUGCUGCUGUAUGGGCUCUCUUGUAGCUUUAGCCUAGCUUGAUUGAGUUAGUAGGAAGAGGCGCAGUUGGGCAUCCUUUUAAUUUCCUGAUCAGAUUUUCUUCCUGAAUCUGCACAUUAUAAAUGCAUGCAUUAAAAUGAGCUAGCAGGAACACAGACAUUAUACUGAAAUGCUUUUUCGUGAACUUCACAUACUACAACAACAACAAAAAAAACAAAAGAUGCUACGUACAAUCUAGCUCAUAAUAAGUACAUACAUAGACAAUGACUGACAGGUGCAGAGUACGGACAUAGAACAGCCUGAGGAACAUACAUACAACAGCCUGAGGCCAGCAACAUGCAAUUUCAGUUCAGUGUUGACAGAAAUGAGUACUGAUUAACCAUUUCUUUAAACGUAUUUUAAAUGUGCUGUAUGUAUCCAAUUCUCUGAGAGCAAUUGGGAUGGAGUUCCAUUCUGAUGCAGCUUUAACCGAAAAUGCAGACUGGCUGAAAUUACAUUUUCUUAAUGGGAUAAUACAAUCCCCUCUUGCUGACCCUCUUGUGCGAUGAUAUGCAGUUGUUGUAGGAACAAACUGACUGAGUGGGGGAGAAGUCAAUCCUUGUAGAAUGUUGUUCAUGAGACCUGCAUCUACAUAUUUAAUCAGAUUUGUCCACCUCAACAAGUUGUAUUUUGCUAAUAUUGGGGAAUGAUGAAAACGUACAGAUUUUUUGUCCAGAACUUUAAGUGUUUGUUUAUACAGUGACUGUAAUGGUAGUAGCGUAGUGGCACUAGCCUGUGACCAAGUUGUUAGACAAUAAGUAAUGUGUCAAAUGACCAUAGAGUACAUGUACAUUUUAGCCGCUUCUGUUGACAUGUAAUCUCUUAUAAACCUAAAAUUACAAAGAUUGAAUUUGACCCUGUUACAUACCCUUUUCACCUGAGGUUUGAAGGAGAGUGUGGAACUAAUCAGAAUUCCAAGAUACUUGUACUCAGAUACUGACCUGUAGUCUUUCCCCUAAUACGAAGACAUCUGGCUGCUCAGGGUGGGCGGCCAUCUGCCUCCACCGGUUGGGGGUGAGAGAUAGAGAGGGGGAAACUUUCCUUUAUAUUUUAUUUUACUUCUCUUUUGUCUACAGUGUGGUUGUACUUUCUUGUAUGCUAAUUAACAUAAAAUAUGAUAUACCGCUGCAAUUAUAUAUAUUUGCACACAGUUAUUCAACUCAUUAAAAAUAAAUGGACAAAUCA
Micropterus salmoides (largemouth bass) is the source of this 4088-nucleotide messenger RNA. RefSeq names its product stonustoxin subunit beta-like. Gene Ontology annotation, molecular function: protein binding. The coding region runs from base 303 to 2399 and encodes 698 amino acids. NCBI's taxonomy places the organism in Eukaryota, Metazoa, Chordata, Actinopteri, Centrarchiformes, Centrarchidae. The record is from RefSeq and is a predicted model, not a curated record. The transcript is spliced from 4 exons.